Molecule: messenger RNA, 519 nt
Organism: Seminavis robusta
Lineage: Eukaryota; Bacillariophyta; Bacillariophyceae; Naviculales; Naviculaceae
Source: the annotation of a GenBank genome assembly
AUGGCACAGUCAGAGAGCGGUAAUCUUCCCGAGGCGACUCCAAUUAUAUCCAGCAGGGCUGUACUGAAAACUGCCAUCAACGACUGGGUGGACAACGGGGAAUCAAUUUUUGGGCCCAUUGGAAGCUGGGAUGUGGCUAGAGUCACGGACUUUAGUGGGCUUUUUCAGAAGAAGAUUGGAUUUGAUGAUGACAUUUCUGCAUGGACCACAAAACAGGUCACAGACAUGGCUUUCAUGUUUGAAGGGGCGUGCCUAUUUAAUCAAGAUCUGAGUUCUUGGGACGUGUCGCGCGUUUCUUCCUUUCUCGGAAUGUUUCAAAAUGCUGGCAGUUUCAAUCAAGACCUUUGUACUGGUUGGAGCACAAAAAUCACUGCCACAAAGCAAGAACUUCAAGACAUGUUUGAUUCCGCCAAGAGUUGCCCCACACAAGCGGACCCCACGCGGCAACGUGGCUAUGUGUCUCCUUUGUGCUAUGUCUGCCAAUCUCCGUUCUUACCUAAGACGCCAGGAAUCACCUAA